AUGAACAGUGACCCCAAUGCCUCCGUUACGCGCCUUAAUCUCUCAGAGAGUGUUGCUGCUCUACCAACAUCAGGAGGCUCGUCGAUGCCGUCCUGGGCGGAUACGUCACUUCUAGUAAACGCGUACUCGACUCAAACGGGAAUGGGCAACGACGGGAAACCCCCCGUUGUCCACUCGUUGAAGACAGACAUUGCUCCACACUAUUCUGGUCGAUUGCAUUGUGUGCAGAGGGAACCGGUCGCUGGCGCAUCAAAUGCUUCUAACUUGACACGAACGGAACGUAAUUACCAUGCUGAAAUUAGUGUUCUGUGGCGGCUACUGCAUUCGGAACGGGCUGCACUUCAAGCCACUGAGCGACGCGUGUUUGAGGAGCAGGAGAGGGGUAUGCGAGGCAUUAUAAGCACUGAGGCCAAUUAUGGUGCCAAACUUCUUCACGCGUUUCUACUCGAAUCAUUAGACUUACAAACAACCACUGAUGAUUGGACACCCCCUGUGAGGGAAAAAAAAGAUAGGUGCCCCCGAAUUCACAUGGAAAGGGCAAAGGCGCGGUCUGCGGGUAAAAAAACACCGUUAGAUUCAAAUCAAAGCGCUCCACCGGACUCGUCUUCCCCUUCAGUUCCAUCGUACGAGCAACUGCGUGAAGAGAACCGUCUGCUGCGUGCCGAGGUGGAGCGGUACAAGGCAAUAGAUACGGAAGAUCGCCUAGAGCUGAACAAGAUGCACCGCAGCAUGAGGGCGACGAUUACCCAACUCGUUCAUGAGUGUUCAAAACUUCACGCGGAACUUUCCAGACACGAAAAAGCUCCAGGCGCGGCACCAGUAGCUGUGGUACAGUCACCUUGUUUAGGUGAGUCGGAUUCCGCUUUUGCUGAGGUUUCAUAUAGUUGGGCCAAUCAUGCAUCACAUCACACCAAAUAA
Molecule: messenger RNA, 918 nt
Organism: Trypanosoma brucei brucei TREU927
Lineage: Eukaryota; Euglenozoa; Kinetoplastea; Trypanosomatida; Trypanosomatidae
Exons: 1
Coding region: 1-918 (305 amino acids)
Source: RefSeq, a predicted model, not a curated record